Callorhinus ursinus (northern fur seal) is the source of this 1231-nucleotide messenger RNA. It is a transcript of the gene EBNA1BP2, whose product is annotated as EBNA1 binding protein 2. Lineage: Eukaryota; Metazoa; Chordata; Mammalia; Carnivora; Otariidae. Gene Ontology annotation, biological process: rRNA processing; ribosomal large subunit biogenesis. The record is from RefSeq and is a predicted model, not a curated record. Gene Ontology annotation, cellular component: nuclear periphery; nucleolus; preribosome, large subunit precursor.
CGAAAAGUUGAGACGCGGCGAAGAGCAGUCGGCGGUGGCGCUGCUCGGGUCCACGUGGGCCGCGGCGUGAGAGCCAGCGGCUGGGGACAGGCAGCCGCGGCGAGGGGCGCCCCUCUCCGGCCGCGCGGGCCUCUGGCCACCCGGCUCUGUGGACUAGAGUGGACUCGCGCGCUCGCUGAGACAUGGACACUCCCCCGCUGUCAGGUUCGGACUCGGAUUCUGAUGAUUCUCUGGUCACAGACCGAGAGUUGCAGGAUGCGUUUUCCCAAGGACUCCUGAAGCCAGGCCUUAAUGUCGUGCUAGAGGGGCCGAAGAAGGCCGUGAACGACGUGAGUGGCCUGAAGCAGUGUUUGGCUGAAUUCAAGCGGGAUCUUGAAUGGGUUGAAAGGCUUGAUGUGACCCUGGGUCCCAUGCCGGAAGUCAGUGGACCUCAGUCAACACCUCAGAACAAGGAUCAGAAAACUGUUGAUCCAGAAGAUGACUUCCAGCGCGAGAUGAGUUUCUACCGGCAGGCCCAGGCUGCAGUGCUGGCGGUAUUACCCCGCCUCCAUCAGCUCAAAGUCCCUACCAAGAGGCCCAGUGACUAUUUUGCUGAGAUGGCCAAGUCUGAUCAGCAGAUGCAGAAGAUUCGACAGAAGCUGCAGGCUAAACAGGCGGCCAUGGAGAAGUCUGAAAAGGCGAAGCAACUGCGAGCACUUAGGAAAUAUGGGAAGAAGGUGCAAACGGAGGUUCUUCAGAAGAGGCAGCGAGAGAAAACACAUAUGAUGAAUGCCAUUAAGAAAUACCAGAAAGGCUUUUCUGAUAAACUGGAUUUCCUUGAGGGGGAUCAGAAACCUGUUGCACGGAGAACGAACGAAGGAGCAAAAGGCCAGCAGAUGAAGAAGGGGCCCAGUGCUAAGCGGCGCUAUAAAAACCAGAAGUUUGGCUUUGGUGGAAAGAAGAAAGGCUCCAAGUGGAACACGCGUGAGAGCUAUGAUGAUGUAUCCAGCUUCCGGGCCAAGACGGCUCAUGGCAAGGGCCUCAAGAGGCCUGGAAAGAAAGGAUCCAAUAAGAGACCUGGAAAACGGACAAGAGAGAAAAUGAAGAGCAGAACACACUAAGCAGCAUCUUUGUAUACAGAGAACCAAGAAAAAGGGUUUGUAGACUUGGGAUUUCACCAUACGGUUGGAUUUCUUCUGUUGGUUUCUUUUUAUAAAAAAUUCUUUAAUAAACUAAAAUAUUUUCAAAGAAA